GAGGAAGCGAUCUCGCCAUCUUUCAAAUAGUUCCUCAAGGGUGACUCUAUACUCUCGCUUCAUUGAGAUGGAUUAUGAAGCAGCUUAUCAAAGUACUUGUCUCUACCUAGGGCUUGAGGAAGCCGACAAAACUGAGGAGGAGGCAACUCCUGCACCUAUCCUGCACCUACUCCGCUCUGCCAUCACUCUCAGCUGGAUCAGCUGGUGGAGCGAUUUGACCAAUGGGAGCUUCGCUUCGAGGUGUAUGUUGCUGUGUAGGAGCAACAAUAUACUUAGGACAUUAUUUGCCUGCAGCACCAGCAUGACUAGGAUAAGCGAUUUUUAUAUAGCACCGGAUGUCCUUUUCAUCUCUAGUUCAGAGCAAGAUCGAAGUUUUUGGCUUUUUUUGAAUAUGAAGCAUCAGGAUGAGAUGCUAAAGAACAUGCAGAUGAAACUUGAUAAUUUGUUGGAGCAAAUGAGCUUUGUGAAAGAUCAUUCUCCAUCAUCAGGCUGCAACUUUCCGUUAAAAAAUGAGCAGAUCACUAUUGCAGAAAUGCUGAAGAAAAAUGAAGCUAUAUUCUUCCAUGGAAGUAGUCGAGUUGCUCAUUUCAACCAAGAUGAUGGCAUUCUUCCUAACUGUCAUAACCAAUCCAUUAAAGCAAAGGAUGUUUGCAUGACUGAGCCGAGCAAAGAAAGAUUGAUCGAGAAGAAUUAUGAGAUAGUAACUGAGCAAGAGGAACGUCGAAUGUCUGAUCUAUCUGAUUUUUCGAGUGUUGCAUCUUCUGUAGAUACUCAGGUGAGCCGACUAAAACAGCUGAGCACAUUGGCAGCCGAACAGGAGCUUUACAAUCUUAGAAAGGAAUGUGAAGAGAAGGACGACACCAUUAAGGAACUGACAACUGCUGCUCAUGUUUCCAAUGUUACCUACUCUAAGAGGAUUACAGAACUGGAAGAGGUUAUAAGAAGAAAGAACAUGAUAAUCACAAAGUUAAAAAAGGAUAUGCUGGUUUUAGAUCAACAGAUUGUCAAAUUCACGAGGCUUCGAAGACCAUCAUAUAGGGCCUCUACACAGUCAACCACUUAUCAUCUACCGCUUAUGACUGACAAUAUUCUCUACGAUAUGAGCAGCACUAGCCCUUCAUCUUCAGACUCUGAUUCUCCUCAGAAGGGUGGUGUGAAUCUUUCAUGUAUUCCAACUAAUGAAAUUCUUCAUAAGCUUGAUAUAACAAAGUUUAUGGGCUCUUCUGUCUCAACGCUACAGAAAGCAAUGAGCCCUUUCAAGGAAAAUUGUGUGAGCAUGAAAGAUGAAGCAAAUGCUUCGGUAAGACCAAGGAAGAUUGCUUCAUCUAUCACAGAUCAGAAAAAGUAUCGAAGGAGAAACUUGCAGGAAGAGAAGAUGAUGACUGCGGCGAAGAAAUGGGUUUAG
This is a messenger RNA of Dendrobium catenatum, 1405 nucleotides long. RefSeq lists its product as uncharacterized. The transcript has 8 exons. The record is from RefSeq and is a predicted model, not a curated record. NCBI's taxonomy places the organism in Eukaryota, Viridiplantae, Streptophyta, Magnoliopsida, Asparagales, Orchidaceae. The annotation marks the transcript as partial.